Gasterosteus aculeatus aculeatus (three-spined stickleback) is the source of this 4744-nucleotide messenger RNA. RefSeq names its product gamma-aminobutyric acid receptor subunit alpha-5. Gene Ontology annotation, cellular component: membrane. Gene Ontology annotation, molecular function: extracellular ligand-gated monoatomic ion channel activity; GABA-A receptor activity. Gene Ontology annotation, biological process: monoatomic ion transmembrane transport. NCBI's taxonomy places the organism in Eukaryota, Metazoa, Chordata, Actinopteri, Perciformes, Gasterosteidae. The record is from RefSeq and is a predicted model, not a curated record.
AUACCCCUAUUUAGUUGUAUGUAUUGUGUGAUAUGACGUCUGUCUGGGGGCGGGGGUUGGCGGGCGACGUUUUGGAUGUUGAAGAGCCACAGCCUCAUUGAGCAGAGAUUGUCCCGCCGCUUGAUUUGGUGAUUUCUCUUAACGGUCCGCCUCCGCGUGUGUGCAGCGGACUUUCUUUGUCUCUGAACAACAAAGUGAGCCGAAUUUCCGUCAUGGCGAGGCUCGUCCUUUCCCUCCUGCUCCUGUGCGGAUGCCGAAAUAGUCGCUGCCUGUCCUCCACGGCGGCCCAGAAGGAGGGAGCGGUCCAGAAGGAGGCGGCGGCCCAGAAGGAGGCGGCGGCCCAGAAGGACGACAACAGCACAGUGUUCACCAGGAUCCUGGACGGGCUCCUGGACGGCUACGACAACCGGCUCCGGCCAGGACUCGGAGAGAACGUGACGGAGAUCAAGACGGAUAUUUUUGUCACCAGCUUCGGCCCGGUGUCCGACACGGAGAUGGAAUACACCAUCGACGUCUUCUUCCGCCAGAGCUGGAAGGACGAGCGUCUGUGCUUCAAAGGGCCGAUGGAGAUGCUGCCGCUGAACAACCUGCUGGCGAGCAACAUCUGGACCCCCGAUACCUUCUUCCUCAACGGCAAGAAGUCGAUCGCCCACAACAUGACCACGCCCAACAAGCUGCUGAGGCUGCAGGAAGACGGCACUUUGCUCUACACUAUGAGACUGACCAUAUCAGCCGAGUGCCCGAUGCAGCUGGAGGACUUCCCCAUGGACGCACACGCCUGCCCUCUCAAGUUUGGCAGCUAUGCCUAUCCGGUGUCAGAGGUGGUUUACACUUGGACUAAGGAAGCUGCUCAUUCCGUGGUGGUGGCCGCGGACGGCUCCAGGCUCAACCAGUACCAUCUCAUGGGGCAGAACGCCGGCACAGAGAACAUACACACAAGCAGAGGGCAGUACACAGUGAUGAUGGCCCACUUCUACCUGAAGAGGAAGAUUGGAUAUUUUGUCAUCCAGACCUACAUGCCCUGCUUCAUGACUGUAAUCCUGUCCCAGGUGUCAUUUUGGCUAAACAGAGAAUCGGUUCCGGCGAGGACCGUCUUUGGGGUGACCACUGUGCUGACCAUGACCACCCUCAGCAUCAGUGCCAGGAACUCCCUCCCUAAAGUGGCCUACGCCACGGCCAUGGAUUGGUUCAUUGCCGUCUGCUACGCCUUCGUCUUCUCCGCCCUCAUCGAGUUCGCCACUGUGAACUACUUCACCAAGAGGAGCUGGGCCUGGGACGGCAAGAAGGCUCUGGAGGCCCAGCACCCUAAGAAGCGAGACCCUAUGGUGCUGUCCAAAAAGCCCAACAACGUGUGCUCGGCGGGCGUCAACUACACACCCAACUUCACCAAGGACGUGUCCAUCGCCACCAUCUCUAACACGACGACGGUGCAGCUCCGGGCCGCCGAGACCAAGAUGGUGGACGCAAAGAAGACCUACAACAGCGUCAGCAAGAUCGACAAGAUGUCGCGGAUAGUGUUCCCCGUCCUGUUUGGAACCUUCAACCUUGUCUACUGGGCUACGUACCUGAACAGAGAACCGGUGGUGAAAGGAGUGACCUCAACGUAAUCUCCUUUCAUCUUUUUUGUUUUGUGAGGGAUUAAGUUUGCUGCGUAAUUUGCGAGUGUUCGGAUCCAAAGGAAAAGGAGUUGUUGUGAGGUGUCUGCCCCGGACUAGAAAAAAAUAAAACACAAAUAUCUGCGCUUGAAGAACAAAAACAAAACUAUACUCAACUAUCUAAGUCAAGCACUUUGAGUGGACCCUUUUGUCGACAAGAGGGCGGCUCUUUUUGCUUCUUUCUCAUCCAUCCUGCUGCAGUUUGCAUGACGCUCUCCUCAAAAGAAAACCACAGACUUUGUCUUGAAUAGCGACCAUGUAUGUGUCCGUCUCUGCUUUAAGUGUGGUAGCGCGCUUCAUUGCCACUCCCUUAAAUGAAAGCAAACAGAGGCUUUUUUUCGUUUUUGCAAUUUUUCCUAGAUUUAAACUAUUCUUAUCACGAGGGCUUGCAAGCCACUGGACUUAUGCUAUUGAGACACUUUGCAUUAUAGAAUCCUUUUCAGCAGUUGCUUUAGAAAAUGUACUUAAUUCCACUGUGGAAGAAGCAUCUCUUGAGAUUAUUGCUUCAAGCGCAUUAAUUAUUCAGUUUUGUAUCCCUUCGAAACAAACAAAAACACUCUUUUGCGCAUCCUAUUGCGAACUAUGUCGAGUUUUUCUUUGUCCGUCUUAACUUGAAGAUUCGACGCCUUUUCCUUCAAGCCUGGUUACCCCGAAAGCAUCGGCAUUGCCAGCCUCGGUGGUAAAUGCCGAAAACAUUGAGUGCUACCUGAAGGUGGAAAGAAAUUCUUACAAUUGCAGGGUUUUUUUAAAGGAAGAGACUAUUCAUCAUUUAAAAAAUAUAUAAAAGUUAUCAUAUAGGUGCAGCUUACCUACAAUCUAAAGAAAAAAAACUGCCCCUUCCCACUUGGGCGACCGGUCAGCUGUGGUCGGAGUGUUCAGGACAGAUUUAGGAUUGGAUACCUGUGGUUUCACUGAAUUUUGAGAAUCACUCAUCUAGGAAACUAAUAUGAACAGUUGAGAGACCAGUGCUGUGUCACAUCAUCAGAGUGAGAGCUUGGAGAGCGUUGCUGAGGCUGCGAAAACCCUUAGGCAAGCGUCCCUCUUGCUUCUAGUUGGGGCGAAACCGUCAAACUGAGAGUCUGACUGCCGUCUGGGAUCAUCCGUGGCACAAAGUCUUUACAACUUACGUGGGGCAAAUUUACUGAUAAAUUCCGGCUUAGUUAAAUAUUUUCAAACUAGAAAAUACAACUGUCCAAUCUCCAUCCCCAACAGCGGAAGACUCGCAACCGCUAGCUGACCGAGCUCAAAAUGUUUCAAACGAUUUGGAUCUUGUAAGGGAAUCAUGUCAAUAACUAAAAAAAAAGACACUCCUGUGUUUAGUUUUACGCCCUCUAGAGAAAAAAACGUCUAAUGUCACGUUUCCAUCCGAUGUGUUUUGCUCUAUUUGCGUACUCACGUUUUUUCCUUCUUCUUGCUCGUUAAAAAACGUGACGUGGGGCUUUGAAUCUCUGCAUCUAUUUUUUUCUCCUUGUCUCUUUCUACCUUGACUAAACUGGAUGGCAAUGAGGACCCGUUGUGGCGUUUUGGCCGGAGCUCGCCAACAGCGCCGCCCGUGUGACUUGUUGGACCAUGGUGAGACAUACUCAGGAACAAAACGCACCCACGGUCGCAGCAGAAGAGUUGCCGCAGAGUCACUGUUUCUUUGAUCUUGCGCAUAUAAAUAGUGCAGUUGGGAAUCUCGUCAAUGAAUCAAAUAAAGGUGACACCCGCUGCCACUGCACACGCUUCGCUUUGUGAAAACCGGGACUUCCGGGAAAAUGUCAGCUUCAAAAUUCUCUCUUCGUUUUGAAUGUUUGCGCCAUUAUUUCCUGCAGCGUUCUUGUGUGGUUUGGGUUGAUGUUGAAUCUGCAUCUACCUUCUGUACGUCACGGCUCAGCAGCAGUGACAAAGGAAGUCCAAUGGAGUGCAGUGGGAAAAGACAUCCAUGCAUUUGUCUGUGAGGGUGAUCGCCAUGGCAGCCAGUCCAGAUGAACAGACCCCCCUCCCGGUAAAGACCUCCAAACUCUGUAUCUGUUCCUCUACAGACGGCCUGACAGUCCGUCUGCCCUCCACUAAAACAUCCCAUUCGCCUUAGCUGGGGAGCGUAUCUGUGCCGCCAGGCCUCAACGUUACCCAGCUCAAUAUCCUCUUAAUAUGGCUCAUUAAGAGAUCUUUCAAAUGUCUCAGCAACAGGGUCUCCACACAGCAGCGUGACGGUAGACCAGUGGUUGGCAAACAGUGGCCCCUGAGCCCAAAUCUGUCCCUCAAACAAAACUUUGCCCCCUGACAAAAGUUGAAGCUUAACUUUUAAUAGUUAACAAAACUUUGACUUUAUUUUUCAGUAAUGACUACUGCUCUGUCCGUUAAUCUUCCUUUCUACUGAUGGAAUGAGUGUCCCCAUCCAUCCGUCCAUUUAACCAACCACUCUGUUCUCUACUGCCAGCCAAGAAACGAUUGCCCACCCCUCCCCCCUUCCUUCAUUCACUGUGACAGACUCAUCUGCCAUACAUCUGUUAGAAAAGGGAUUUAGCUCCGCUUAAGUUACUUUCACCCAUUCAAGGGGAGGGGGGGGGAGGGGGGGGGUUCACGGCAAAGCGCUUCACUCCAAUUUAAGCCGUGGCCGGACCAGCCGAUGACAAAUGCUUGUUUUUCUUCUCGGUAGUGUCUGGACAGCUGUGGCUGCUGCGUGUUGGGGACGAAUUUAGGAUUGAUAGAUGUGCUUUAGCCAGAGCUGGCUGCCAGGCGCGUGAGGCCGACUGGUGGUUUGAACUCGGCCCUUCGGACCGGGGAAUGUAACGCGCACGCAGCGGUCGUCUUAGAGAGCCUUUACCAGUCGUCCAUGCCCGUAAGGCUCCAGGAGGCCACCGAACGUGGAUGUAGUUACUCUUGCUUUUCAGAAUCAAUGAAAAACGUAGUUUUUAUUUUUUUAGGAGGAAACAUUCAACGAAGAUAUUUGCACUUUUUGCAAAGGAAAACGCAGAAAAGCCAUUGUACCUAGCAGAGCUUAAUGUAUUAGUGUUAUUCACCCCUUGUUUUAUGUACUGUGUAUGUUUUAUGUAUUAUACUUAAAAUUACUGAAUAAAAAGGAAGAACAAACAUGGCAUUCCUUA